This is a messenger RNA of Salvelinus namaycush (lake trout), 2922 nucleotides long. RefSeq lists its product as uncharacterized. The record is from RefSeq and is a predicted model, not a curated record. Bases 102 to 2321 code for a protein of 739 amino acids. The transcript has 5 exons. NCBI's taxonomy places the organism in Eukaryota, Metazoa, Chordata, Actinopteri, Salmoniformes, Salmonidae.
GGGACUGAAUGAAAGCAGCUGAGGAAAGCUUUCAAUGCAAAGAGGGCUCGAGGAGGAGAGGAUGAAGAGAAGAAAACACGGAGGAAGAGAAUAGAACAGCGAUGUCUGAGGCGGACAGUCAAUCUGGAAGUAUAUCUCUGAUCCAGUCCAUGCUGCUCAGACUGAGCCCUGCAGAAGACACGGAUCAACUUCCUAACAUACACACUAACACGUACCGUAACACACCCCAACACCCCAGAACCUCAGUGGAAACAGACAGGGGAUUCUAUGUGACCCAUCAGGACCACAAUAAUGCAGAGGUCAUAGUCAAAGGGAAGCUUGCUUCAGGGAUUGAGGAUGAUGAUGAUGAUGAUGAUAAUGAUCCACAAUUGGAAGUUCUGACUGAGAGGGACAACGGUCUGGAAUCAUCAGACAGGGAUUCAGAUGAGAGAGAAGAGGGGAAUUCCGGCAUUCUGUUUUUGAAUGCAGGAUCGAAAAAACUGGUCGAAGAGGAAACCAGCGAAUCCCCUGCUGUGAUUCCCAGAUGGGAGAGAAGGCAGUUGCUACCCUGUCCCCCUGGCCUGGAUGCCAGACCCCCGCCUCCCCCCGUUCCCCCCAAGAGGAGGGCUAAACCACCGCUACACCCUACAGGGCCACCGCCACCGCCCCCUCCACCAGCCCUCGACCCUAGCCAGAGUGCCCCUGUGUGGGGGAGAGUGGUAGGCGAGGGCCCAGGCUGUGAGCUGAGGCCUACAGGGCAUGGGAGAGGGCCUGGAGGCCAGGAGGAGGAUAUGCUGUCAUCCUCAGGGGAUAGGCUGUCUAUGUACUCAGCUGUCAUCCUUAAGUCAGAACACCGAUUCUCACAGCCCCUUCUGGAUCCUACUCUGGACUCUACAGCACAGAGGGGUGGGGGGGUGCAGCAGUUAGAGACGACUGUGUCCGUGGCAACACAGGACCCUUCCCAGCUGAGGGGGAAGGAUAUAGGGCGCCCCCCUAAAGCCUCUGAGCCGGUGGGGAUGGGGGUAAUGGGGGUACCCAAACCGUUGGAAUCGAUCGCACCCAAGCCGCUUAUACCCCAACCUCCACACAGAAACAGAUCUCUGCCCCAGGGACCUGAGAGGAGAGCCCAGGACAGCACAGAUGGAAGUGCCUCUUCUGGGUCUGAAACGAGAGACAUCCCCCCAGACCUCCAGUCUAUACCUCCAGAGACAGAGGGAGUCAGAGAACCACCAGAGCCUAGCGAACACAUCGCAGAUGGGAGCGAGAGCUCCAGAACCCCUGCCGAGUUUCGGUGUAACACGGAGGAGGGAGGUUUGUUGGAAGGGGGGAGGAAUUUAGAAGGCACACAUGAAGUUGUGGUUCAGGACGCUGCAACAUGGGGUGGUGGGGGUGUGCUUGGGUCGAAACACCCGAAUAUUAAGACAAUGAAGGGAGGAAAGGUGAAGAAAUUUGCCAAGAAGAUGAUUAGCAGAUGGAAGCAGAGUCGAGAGGAGAAGAGAGGGAAUGGAGAGAUUCAGGAGGACGACGGAGAAAAAGAGGUGGAGAGCGAAAUGCCAUUGGUGAACCUCCGUCAAGAUCGACAUUCAGUCAGGUUGCAUACUAAAAUGUCCGUCAUAGAGGAAGAGGAGGACGAAGAGGAGAAGAGGAGUAGUGAGGCUGCUCCACCAAUGAUGGAGCCGCCCAGCCAAGCUGAGACGGAGAGGAAGCCUGUGGGACAGCGUGCACGUUUUCAGAGCUCCUUCAGCUCUUUCAAGUUCAACUUCAGUCCCAUCAGCUUGGUGGACGAGAUUCUAACAGGAGAGGAGUGGUCACCAUUCCUGUCCAUUAAGAACAGUCCCGCCCCCUCACCGUCCGUUUACCAAUCAGAGGCUGCUUGCCAACACGGUGGUGAUGAAGGCGACCAAUUAAAGACUGAACCAGAGUCGCGCCUCCCCAACGACGUUCAACAUAACCACGAGGACAUAGGCCAUUCUUUAUAUGAGGAUGUUCACUUCAGCCAAACAAGUCCGAAGGAGAUUGUGGACAACCAAUCGGACAACAGACAACAGGAAGUAGACAACAACAAUGACACUGGAACUGAUGCCAUUUCUGUCAUCAAACCGAAGAUACUAUUGGACAAUGAUGCAGCGGAGGAGAGUGAGUUGGACCACUCCAGACCCAUAUCUAAGGACAUCCAUGACUCUAAGUCCCCCAUAAGGAACCAAUCGAAGGACCAUCUUGACUUCUCCUGUGUUAAGUCCCUUGGAGUUCUGGACAGUUCUGCUCAGAAACAUAAAAUUCGUCUGAGCAAAAAGAGAAAGCACAGACUUCCGGGGCUAAAGACGAGAAGUAAGAUUGAAUGACUGGAAAACGAGAUGAAAGAAUCAGUGGAAAUAGACGGCUGGAAAGGAGUCGGACAAAAGCUGAGACGCUGAAAUAUAAAACAUGUCUGCUGUUCUCUCUUUCUUUCCUGAAACAGAGACCUUCAAAUUCCUCAAACCCUCUCCUCCUCCCACCCUCUCUCCCACAUCACCCCCUUCUUCCUCCUCUUCCUGCUCCUCUCCCUCCUAUGUCUUUCCGUCCUCUGUUUUCUACAACAUCCCUCCGUCUGCUGAAGAACAGGACCCUGUGACAACACCGACACAGGACAACCUCUCUGUUGAGGUCAGAGUUCAUUUGACCCCGUAACCCUUGGCAACAUUUUCAAACACUGUACAUUAACAUGUGUCUCUGAAGUGUGUUGUACUAUAGGAAUAGGGUGUAAUUUCAUACAGACUGUAGCUUAUUACUGAAUGAAAUAAUGUAUAUUAGCAUCACUAGCCAGGUUUCCAUCCAACCUUGUUAUGCAAGUAAAGUACAAAAAUGUCAGGACAUGCCUGAUGGAAACUGAUGUCGACAAAACAUGUCGACAAAACAAAAUACGCUAGGUAAGGUGGGAUGUUUUUGUGUCUGUAAAAUGAAUAA